GCGUGCGUCCGGACGCUCAACGCCAACUAAACGCAAGAGGGACUCAGACAUCAAUAACAUCUCUCUCAUCAAUAAGACAUUUUGAUGGAGUUAGACUGCUUAAUUAAAAAGGUUGCCUUGAAGGAAUUAGUCUCUCUGAAUUUAUAAUAUUUAAUCUAAUGACCCCCCAUGGAGCACAUCUGAAGAGGAUUCUUCAGCAUCCCCAUCCACAGGAAAGCGGCUCGCGCGGACACACCAGACUUUGAGAUUUCUUAUCUUCCAGCCAUGGCUAUCAACAAUGAUCCUACGUUUGGGAAAAGCGCCCUGGGGGAGAGAGAAGUUUCAAACCCCACCGAGUUCCAGGACACGGAGAAGCUGCUGAGCACCACGACCACUGAGCCCACCGGGCAGACCAACAUCAAGCCGUCCGACUCCUUCUCCCUCACCAUCAGAGGCAGCAUCCGCUCCCUGGACGCGGACCAGAAUGGACACAGAUCACCACUUAAGUCGGGCUCCAUCGGGCAGCUGGCCCCCCCACCCAGGUCCUUGUCCCGGCUCAGCUUGGGUCCUCUGCCCUCCCCGUUGCCACCCGGGUCCGCACCCCGGAGUUACCUCUGGCUCGCUGUGCUGUCCUGCUUCUGCCCAGCUGUGCCGCUCAACAUCUGUGCCUUGUGGUAUGCACAUGUGUCGAGGACAGUUCUCCAUUCAGGAGACAUAGCAGGAGCAAGGAAGUAUGGGCGUCUGUCUAUGCUCCUCAGCUGUCUAGCAAUACUGCUGGGUGUGGCUGUCAUCAUCUUCACAGUGUUAACAAUAGAGACCCAGCAGUGAGCUGAGCGAUAGAAGGAGUCACACCACUCCUGGCUCCUUAAACUUCAACCCUGAUCUCAAAUUUGCACAGAAGAGAGGAAGAGCAAAGUGUCGUUUAUUUUGAGAUGACAAAGCACAAAAAUCUGAGUUGAACAACAAGCUGAAGAGACUCUGUUGAUGCUUUUUUCUGCUAAGGACCAAAGAAAGAAAAAAAGGAAAGAAGUCGCAGGCUGUUUCUCUUUUUCUGGACAACACUCACCCCCACAAACUCAGGAACAACGAUGGGAAACAAACGCUACACACAGCUGUGGAGUCGGAUCAUCAGACGACACAGUUUGAAGUACUCAUAGUUUAAACUAGCGGUGCACUGAUGUACACACUUUGUUGUCUCAGAGAUUUGGAUGGCACUACCUUCUGCCUCUUCAAAACAAAAAUACAUAAUUCGGUCAAUCAUGAUUAUUAAAACACAAAAUGCAUCAGUGCACCUCUACUCUGCCACUGCCUGCCCUGUUUCUCUUUACUUCUGCAGCACAGUCCAGACUGACUCUGCAUCAAGUGAUUUCUUACACUGUUUACACCAAGUUUAAAACUCAUGUACAUUUAUCAUAGCGUGAUAUCUUGCUUUGCGUGCUUAUUAUGAUAAAAGUGAACCAACUGAACUGCCUGGAUCUACUCACCUCGUUACAAUAUACUGCAAGAUUUGAUUGGGACCGUCCCCCCCCCCCCCUGUAUGCACUGUUCUGGCAUUCUGAAGUUGAUGUUUCUAUAUUUAUACUGUAUGACUGGUUUACUGUGCCAUAGUUCUGCAUGUCUGAA
Messenger RNA from Notolabrus celidotus (New Zealand spotty), 1602 nucleotides. Its product is annotated as trafficking regulator of GLUT4 1-like. The record is from RefSeq and is a predicted model, not a curated record. The coding region runs from base 265 to 807 and encodes 180 amino acids. Lineage: Eukaryota; Metazoa; Chordata; Actinopteri; Labriformes; Labridae. Gene Ontology annotation, cellular component: membrane. The transcript is spliced from 3 exons.